CAGGGGUCCCUCAAACAUCUGGGCUGUCAUCCUUCGGAGAGACUGGAACUGAGACACAAGGAGAGACCUAGUGAUGUGGGAGAGUUAGGAGAAGAAGCAGUGAUUUCAAAUGCAUUCCCCUCACACGGAAGAAGGGCAGGGGGAAAGCCAUGCAGGUGUGGGCGUGGCACUUGAGCAGCCUCUCCCAUGGGCACCCAGUGGUUAAUGCACAAUGGUUGGCACGUCUCCCAGGGAGGCCAUCCCCUUCUGCUACCCCUUUCAUGGCAAAUGCUGAAACAUGGUUGAAGACUCCUCUCAAGUGUCUCCUCUUCCAGGAAGCCUUCAGUCAGGAACAGGUGCCCCUUCUGGCUCCUCCUAGCCUGAAAGCCAACAUGAAAUCUCCCUGGGCUGAGCUGAGUCGUCAUAUUUUGUUGUUGUUGUUGCUGUUGUUUUACUAUGCCUCUGAGACAAGUUCAAAGUCAUGCUUUUGAUCAAGACCAGAAAAUAUACUACUUUGACUCCAUCAGCAUCUUUGUCUCACCACACCCAGAAUCUGCCUGUCCCCUGAAGGAAGCUCCAACAGCUGUCAAGCCUGAGCAUCCAGACCGUAAAGCAAAGAGAAAUGGGCCGGGAGGAAUGGAGUGACAAGGCGGGGCCCAUUUGCCUAGAGGUGCUUUGGGCUGCCUGGUCACAGAGGGUGACUCAUUCCCCCAGACAGGAGGGGAGUGGCACCAGGGGACCAUUGGGCUGGGCAGGGAGCCUUUGUGGUGAGAGCCUGUCCCUGCCUUAAGUGCCUGCCUACUGGACCCCGGGAGCCUGGGCUGGGGCCUGGGCACUGCUUCCUCCUUGGCCCCUCAGGCCCUUGGAAGCAGAGAGAGAACUUCUUGCAGAUCCCAGGCUCGUCCCCAGCACAGCAGACAGCAGGAAGGUGGCCAGAGCCUCACUGAGCCGAACCGACGGCUGCCCACCCACCCAGGCUGGAGCCAUGGAUAAAUUCCGCAUGCUCUUCCAGCACUUCCAGUCAAGCUCGGAGUCGGUGAUGAAUGGCAUCUGCCUGCUGCUGGCUGCGGUCACCGUCAAGCUGUACUCCUCCUUUGACUUCAACUGUCCCUGCCUGGUGCACUACAAUGCGCUCUACGGCCUGGGCCUGCUGCUCACGCCCCCGCUCGCCCUGUUUCUCUGCGGCCUCCUCGCCAACCGGCAGUCUGUGGUGAUGGUCGAGGAGUGGCGCCGGCCCGCAGGGCACCGGAGGAAGGACCCAGGCAUCAUCAGGUACAUGUGCUCCUCUGUGCUGCAGAGGGCACUGGCCGCCCCCCUGGUCUGGAUCCUGCUGGCCCUCCUUGACGGGAAGUGCUUCGUGUGUGCCUUCAGCAGCUCUGUGGACCCUGAGAAGUUUCUGGACUUUGCCAACAUGACCCCCAGCCAGGUACAGCUCUUCCUGGCCAAGGUUCCCUGCAAGGAGGAUGAGCUGGUCAGGGAUAGCCCUGCUCGGAAGGCAGUGUCUCGCUACCUGCGGUGCCUGUCACAGGCCAUCGGCUGGAGCGUCACCCUGCUGCUGAUCAUCGCGGCCUUCCUGGCCCGCUGCCUGAGGCCCUGCUUCGACCAGACAGUCUUCCUGCAGCGCAGAUACUGGAGCAACUACGUGGACCUGGAGCAGAAGCUCUUCGACGAGACCUGCUGUGAGCAUGCGCGGGACUUCGCGCACCGCUGCGUGCUGCACUUCUUCGCCAGCAUGCAGAGUGAGCUGCAGGCGCGGGGGCUGCGCCGGGACAAUGCAGGCAGGAGCCUCGAGCCCCCCGCAGUGCCUGAGCCCCCAGAAGGCCUGGACAGUGGAAGUGGGAAGGCCCACCUGCGCGCAAUCUCCAGCCGGAAGCAGGUGGACCGCCUCCUAAGCACCUGGUACUCCAGCAAGCCGCCGCUGGACCUCGCUGCAUCCCCCGGGCUCUGCGGGGGUGGCCUUAGCCACCGCGCCCCUACCUUGGCACUGGGCACGAGGCUGUCACAACACACCGACGUGUAGGGUCCUGGCCAGGCUUGAAGCGGCAGUGUUCGCAGGUGAAAUGCCGCGCUGACAAAGGUCUGGAGUCUUUCCAGGCCGUGGGGACCCCACGGCAGGCACCCUAAGUCUGGUUAGCCUCCUUUUUAAAGUAGCCCAAUCUCUGCCUAGUUUCUGGGUGUGGCUUCCAGCGUGCUUCACAAACUUUAAUGUGGACUCGGUUCACCGAGGGCCUUGUUAAAUACAGGUUCAGACAGUGUAGCCAGGACCGAGUCUGAGAUUCUGCAUUUUAAACAAGCUCCUGGAGGCUGAUGUGCUUUUGGUCAGUGAACCAAACUUUGAGUAGCAAGAAUCUAAAUAAAUCUGCCAUGGGUUCUGGGUUCUAGAUGUCAAUUCUAAAUAAUAAUAAUGACCUUAGUCUGCUGCCUGGAUA
Gorilla gorilla gorilla (western lowland gorilla) is the source of this 2408-nucleotide messenger RNA. It is a transcript of the gene CALHM3, whose product is annotated as calcium homeostasis modulator 3. Gene Ontology annotation, molecular function: monoatomic cation channel activity. Gene Ontology annotation, cellular component: plasma membrane. Lineage: Eukaryota; Metazoa; Chordata; Mammalia; Primates; Hominidae. The transcript has 3 exons. The record is from RefSeq and is a predicted model, not a curated record. Bases 965 to 1999 code for a protein of 344 amino acids.